CAUAACACAACACCUUGUAUAUACCUACCUAGGUAUGAGCAUGUGUGUUUUGCUCUCAAGUGCUACUACCUACCUGAGGCACACAAAACCCAAACUCUCGUACCAAUUCAUUUCUUCUUACCUCUUCUUCUUCUUCUUCUUCCUCUUCCUCUGCUACUCAAUUCACCUCAGCAUUCCAAGUCUCGCAAAUCCCAGCGCGUCACGCGUGGUCCGAGGCCAGCACUAGCGCAGGGGUCCCACACCUCAACCACGCCAAACGCGCCGGAAUGUCCACGAAUAGCAAUCCCACUUGCCCCUCAAUUCCUCCGGUGGUUGAAGUCGAUGGUGAGAGAGCACAGCCCACCCCCCGGGAAUCCUGAGACCAAACGGUUCAUGCAUGCACGCACACACGUGACGCGGAUAUUCAUAUUUCCAUCUGUCUUUCUUAGGUAUGUGAUGGGAACGAAAAAGAGGCCUUGUCAUAUAUGUACGUAUGUAUACGGGAACUUCAAUU
Messenger RNA from Periconia digitata, 493 nucleotides. The record is from the annotation of a GenBank genome assembly. NCBI's taxonomy places the organism in Eukaryota, Fungi, Ascomycota, Dothideomycetes, Pleosporales, Periconiaceae.